AUGAAGUUCUUGUCAGUUUUUAGUCUUUCUUUAACCGUCGCUGCUUGUAAAAGCACGCCUCCACCAGCCAAGUCGGCCAAGGUGGAUGUUCAUUCGCAUUUUGUUCCGGAUUUCUAUGCUGAGGCUUUGAAGGAGGCUGGCCAUGUUCCUGGUCCCGAUGGAAUGCCCGGUACUCCCAGCUGGGAUGCCGAGUCUCAUCUGGAGUUCAUGAAGGAGAACAACAUUGAGCGAUCCAUUCUCUCAAUUUCCAGCCCUGGUGUCUAUCUCACUGUUCCUUCCAAAGAUGCUACCAAGAAGGCCAUUGACCUCGCCCGCAAGGUCAACGAUUACGGAUCUGAGGUCAAGGCAAAGUACCCUAAGGAAUUUGGGUUCUUUGCGUCUCUCCCUCUGCCCGAUAUCGAGGCAUCGCUGAAAGAGAUCGAGCACUGUUUCAACGAGCUUGACCCCAAGCCUGACGGCGUCGUCAUGAUGUCUAACUACUACGGUCUUUACCUUGGUGAUCGCGAUCUCGAGCCUAUUUACGAGGCACUGAAUGAGUACAAUGUUACAAUCUUUGAACAUCCCACCACUCCCUGCACCCAAUUCAACGGUCUCCGAUUUGACAUCGACAAGGACGCGCCGGCCAUUUCCCAACAGCAGUGGCAAGCCCUCAACCGUCCCCUCGCCGUCCGUCAAUUCGCCGCUCCCACACUGGACUUCCCCUUCGAAACAGCCCGCGCAUUCGCAGAUCUCUUCUACACCAGCAUGCCCACAAAGUUCCCCAAUCUCAAGUGGAUCAUGUCGCACGCCGGUGGUGGUCUCAUCCCCACUCUCGACCGCAUCAUCACCUACAGCUCUCUCUACCCUGGCCUGAAUCUUACCGAGGAGUCUCUGAAGGAGACGCUUUCCACCAACUUCUUUUUCGAUUUGGCAGGACCUUGGCCCGUGAACUUUGCCAUUCCUUCUUUGUUGCGCUGGGUGGAUUAUACCAGGAUUGUUUGGGGAUCGGAUUAUGUUUUUACGCCCGCGAAGACCGCGGCUAAGUAUGCUGCUGCUUUUGAUGAGCAGGUUGAUGGCGCGUUGGGUGAUGUUGUUAAGGGAAAUGCUGUGCGCGCGGGUAAUGCCCGAAAGCUCUUUGGGUAA
This is a messenger RNA of Fusarium coffeatum, 1122 nucleotides long. RefSeq lists its product as uncharacterized. Bases 1 to 1122 code for a protein of 373 amino acids. Gene Ontology annotation, cellular component: cytosol; cytoplasm. The record is from RefSeq and is a predicted model, not a curated record. NCBI's taxonomy places the organism in Eukaryota, Fungi, Ascomycota, Sordariomycetes, Hypocreales, Nectriaceae. The transcript has 2 exons. Gene Ontology annotation, molecular function: hydrolase activity; carboxy-lyase activity. Gene Ontology annotation, biological process: secondary metabolic process.